AUGAAACCGAAUCUUCCUACCGUACAACGUAUUGCAAUGUUUGAUGCCGAAUCCGUCGCCGAUGCCCUUCAUAAAGCAACAACUGACUCAGACACUGACGAAGAAGCCUUCACGACCAUUUUUUUGCCAUCGAAAAAAUCGGGAAAUUAUACGGUCAUCCCGCGCAAGACGAUACUAAACGAGAUACUUUUGGAGACUUCGACGCGUUGCUUCUUUCACCUGUUCAGGUUCAAGGAGACGAGACGCAGAUGGCCUGUGUGGCGCAAGCUAAACCGACGCCUGCAUUUGUUUGAAGCCGGAGCGACCAAACUAGAAACUGAUGAAAAAGUUUUCUAUUCCAUUCUAACAAUCCUUGGCUGGGGUCAAUUACGUCACACUAUUGCCGAAUAUGAGACUAUGCAUGGCCUCUCUUUGGAAAAUGCCGUGACAAGCGAAUCUUCCGCCAACGCUCGACGGGGUAUCUUAGAACUAUUGGAGCGUGUCCAAAAUCGACCGGGAGACCUCGCUGAGCGUUUAUACAAUGCUCUAAAACGAUUAGGCACCAGCGAGUAA
This is a messenger RNA of Daphnia carinata, 552 nucleotides long. RefSeq lists its product as uncharacterized. Gene Ontology annotation, molecular function: calcium-dependent phospholipid binding; calcium ion binding. Gene Ontology annotation, cellular component: cytoplasm. The record is from RefSeq and is a predicted model, not a curated record. The transcript is spliced from 6 exons. Lineage: Eukaryota; Metazoa; Arthropoda; Branchiopoda; Diplostraca; Daphniidae. Bases 1 to 552 code for a protein of 183 amino acids.